Raphanus sativus (radish) is the source of this 3174-nucleotide messenger RNA. RefSeq names its product insulin-degrading enzyme-like 2. NCBI's taxonomy places the organism in Eukaryota, Viridiplantae, Streptophyta, Magnoliopsida, Brassicales, Brassicaceae. Gene Ontology annotation, molecular function: metalloendopeptidase activity; metal ion binding. Gene Ontology annotation, cellular component: mitochondrion; cytosol. The record is from RefSeq and is a predicted model, not a curated record. The coding region runs from base 72 to 3008 and encodes 978 amino acids. The transcript is spliced from 25 exons. Gene Ontology annotation, biological process: peptide catabolic process.
UAUAAAAGAAAGACGUUGGACAUCACCAGAGCCAAGAAGACUCAGUCAGGGUAGACUUCAGCUAAACGGAGAUGGCGGUUGGAAAUGAGAACAUGGAGGUUGCGGCGGUGGCGGUACCGAUGGAUAAAGGUGGCGAGAUAGUGAAGCCACGUACUGACAAGAGAGAGUACCGGAGGAUUGUUCUCAAGAACUCUCUCGAGGUGUUGUUAAUCAGCGAUCCAGAGACUGACAAGUGUGCUGCUUCGAUGAACGUUAGUGUUGGAUCGUUCUCGGAUCCAGAAGGAUUGAAUGGGCUUGCUCAUUUUCUUGAGCAUAUGCUGUUUUAUGCAAGUGAGAAGUACCCAGAGGAAGAUAGUUACUCCAAGUACAUCACUGAGCAUGGAGGGAGUACAAAUGCUUAUACAUCCAUUGAAGACACAAAUUAUCAUUUUGAUAUCAACAGAGACUCUUUUGAUGAGGCUUUGGACAGGUUUGCACAGUUCUUUAUUAAACCAUUGAUGUCAGCUGAUGCCACCAUGAGGGAGAUCAAGGCUGUUGACUCUGAGAAUCAGAAAAACUUGUUGUCUGACUCUUGGCGAAUGCGUCAGUUACAGAAACAUCUAAGUAGAGAAGACCAUCCAUAUCACAAAUUUAGCACAGGGAACAUGGAUACUCUUCAUGUACAACCCGAAGCAAAAGGAAUAGAUACAAGGAGCGAACUUAUUAAAUUCUAUGAUAAGCACUACUCUGCCAAUAUCAUGCAUUUGGUUGUUUAUGGCAAGGAAAGCCUUGACAAAACUCAAUGUCUAGUGGAAGGGAUGUUCCAGGAAAUUCGAAACACCAACAAGAGUGUCCCUACAUUUCCUGGUCAGCCAUGUACUCCGGACCAUUUGCAGGUUCUUGUGAAGGCUCUACCUAUAAAGCAGGGUCACAAGCUUACUGUUUCGUGGCCUGUAACACCUAGCAUCCAUCAUUAUGAAGAAGCACCAUGCACGUACCUUGGUCAUCUAAUUGGUCAUGAAAGCGAAGGAAGUUUGUUUCAUGCGUUAAAAACCUUGGGUUGGGCAACGAGACUGUAUGCUGGUGAAGGAGACUGGACUAUGGAGUAUGCUUUCUUCAAUGUUUCAGUUGAUCUUACUGAUGCUGGCCAUGAGCAUCUGCAAGAUAUUAUAGGGUUGUUGUUCAGACACAUUAAACUCUUACAACAGUCUGGUGUUUCUCAGUGGAUUUUUGAUGAGCUCUCAGCUAUCUGUGAGGCAGAGUUUCAUUAUCAAGCUAAAAUAGAUCCAAUCUCUUAUGUUGUGGAUAUUUCAUCAAACAUGACGAUAUACCCAACCAAGCAUUGGCUCGUUGGAUCAUCCUUACCUUCGAAAUUUAAUCCAGCCAUUGUACAAAAGAUUCUAAACGAGCUUUCUCCUAGCAAUGUCAGAAUCUUUUGGAAAUCAAAUAAGUUUGAAGGACAAACUGACAAGGUUGAGCCAUGGUACAACACUGCUUAUUCUUUUGAGAAUAUAACUGAAAGCACUAUUCAGGAGUGGAUGCAGUCUGCACCUGAUGUAAAUUUGCUUCUACCAACACCUAAUCUCUUCAUUCCUACAGAUUUUUCAUUGAAGGAUGUUAAUGAUAAGGAAACCUUUCCUGUUUUGUUGAGAAAGACACCAUUCUCAAGAUUGUGGUACAAACCUGAUACAAAGUUCUUCAAACCAAAGGCGUAUGUUAAGAUAGAUUUCAACUGCCCCCUUGCAGCCACUUCUCCUGAUGCUGCAGUUCUUUCCAAUUCUUUUGUAUGGUUGCUUGUGGACUACUUGAAUGAAUAUGCUUACUACGCUCAAACUGCUGGUCUUGACUAUGGAUUAAGCCUUUCGGACAAUGGUUUUGAGCUCUAUCUUGUUGGCUUUAAUCACAAACUGAGGAUCUUGCUGGAAGCUGUCAUGCAAAAGAUAGCAAAAUUUGAAGUUAAACCUGACAGGUUUUCUGUUGUCAAGGAAACGAUCACCAAGGCGUACCAAAACUACAAGUUCCAACAACCAUAUCAACAAGCACUGAGUUACUGCUCAAUGGUUUUACAAGAUAACACUUGGCCUUGGACAGAGGAACUAGAUGCUCUUUCUCAUCUAGAAGCUGAAGACUUGGUGAGUUUCGUUCCGAUGAUGUUAUCAAGAACCUUUGUUGAGUGCUACAUAGCAGGAAACGUUGAGAAGAAUGAAGCGGAGUCAAUGGUGAAGCAUAUUGAAGAUGUUCUUUUUAACGAGCCAAAACCUAUUGCUCGUCCGUUAUUUCCAUCACAGUUCCAGACAAGUAGGGUUGUAGAGCUGGGAGCAGGAAUGAAAUACUUUUACCAUCAAGAAGGAUCAAACCCCAGCGAUGAAAACUCUGCUCUAGUGCAUUACAUUCAGGUUCAUCAAGAUGAAUUUGCUAUGAAUACUAAACUUCAGCUCUUCGCUCUCAUUGCAAAGCAGCCCACUUUCCACCAGCUUAGAACAGUGGAGCAACUUGGUUACAUCACUUCACUUUCUCGGAGCAACUACUCUGGUGUUUAUGGUGUACAGUUUAUUAUCCAGUCUUCAGUUAAGGGUCCUGGACAUAUUGAUUCAAGGGUUGAGUCACUACUCAAGGAUCUUGAGAGUAAGAUUUACAAGAUGAGUGAUGAGGAAUUCAAGAGCAAUGUAACAGCUUUGAUAGACAUGAAGCUUGAGAAACACAAGAACUUGUCGGAGGAAUCCUACUUUUACUGGGAAGAAAUUCAAAACGGGACAUUCAAAUUCAACCGCAUAGAUGCAGAGGUGGCUGCACUGAGAGAGCUAAAGAAGGAAGAACUGAUAGGUUUCUUCGAUGAAUACAUAAAGGUUGACUCACCAAAGAAGAAAUCUCUGAGCAUAUGCGUUUAUGGAAGCCAGCAUUUGAAGGAAAUGGCGUCUGACAAAGACCAAGUUGCAUCACACUUCACAGAGAUCGAAGACAUUGUCGGUUUCCGAAAGUCUCAACCUCUUUAUGGGUCGUUGAAAGGAUGGAACCAGCUGAAACUGUGAAGAGGCUCCAAGCUCUUUGCAAGGAUAUGCAUGAACAAACACAGAGUAUACCAAAGCGAUAUUUGCUCAUAUUGUGAAUCUUUAUUCAUCUGUUAUCAUUUAUCAUUGAAAAACAGGAAUGACUUAUUUGUGUUGUGGUUUAUUGAUAUACAAUUAUUUGGUUGGA